Messenger RNA from Dunckerocampus dactyliophorus (ringed pipefish), 5638 nucleotides. It is a transcript of the gene ppfia3, whose product is annotated as PTPRF interacting protein alpha 3. Gene Ontology annotation, molecular function: protein binding. Gene Ontology annotation, cellular component: presynaptic active zone. Lineage: Eukaryota; Metazoa; Chordata; Actinopteri; Syngnathiformes; Syngnathidae. Bases 406 to 4107 code for a protein of 1233 amino acids. The record is from RefSeq and is a predicted model, not a curated record. Gene Ontology annotation, biological process: synapse organization. The transcript has 31 exons.
UCUUGAUAGUCCAGGGUACCGUCGCUCCCAUCGCGCAGGGAGGGGAUGGAGCAGCCUGCUAACCGGGCUGGAACAGGACAACCUGCAGCCGCCGCCUCUACGAUGUUGUGAUGGACUGAGGCCGGCCUCGAUGCGCCUUUUCUUCCCAUCCGUGCUCGACCAUGAUUCGGGUUCUUCUCUGGUCUUACUGAAGCCUGAGCCGGGGGUCAAGGGGCGUCCACCCCAACCUGCACUUUUCCCUCUCUCACCCCUGCACCACCUCACCUGCACCCCACCACUCCUCACCCCCACCCCACACCCUAUCCUGCCUCACCCGAGGACUCAACCAAGCACACCUGAGCUUCACAUGACCAAACGCUAGAACCCCUACCCCUUCCUCCAUCACACACACACUCGGGCUUCAAGAUGAUGUGCGAGGUGAUGCCCACCAUCUCGGAGGAUGGGCGCGGCGGCGGAGCCGGCUCGUCCUCGCCGGCAGGAGGUGGAGCAGGGAUGGGCGGUGGCAUGGGAGGCAUCGGGGGCUAUGGCAGCCGGGACCCUCGUGCUGGCGGCGGCGGAGGUGAUGAAGGGGGCAGCACGGGCAACCUGGAGUCUCUGAUGGUCAACAUGCUGACGGAGAGGGAGAGGCUGCUGGAGAGCCUGAGAGAGACACAGGACAGCCUGGGGACAGCCCACCUCCGCCUGCGGGAGCUGGGACACGAGAAGGAGUCCCUCCAGAGGCAGCUGUCCAUCGCACUCCCCCAGGAGUUUGCCGUGCUCACCAAAGAGCUGAACCUGUGCAGGGAGCAGCUGCUGGAGCGCGAGGAGGAGAUCGCUGAGCUGAAGGCCGAGCGCAACAACACACGACUGCUGCUGGAGCACCUGGAGUGCCUGGUGUCCCGUCACGAGCGCAGCUUGAGGAUGACUGUGGUGAAGAGGCAGGCCCAGUCCCCAGCAGGGGUCUCCAGCGAGGUGGAGGUCCUCAAGGCCCUCAAGUCGCUCUUUGAGCACCACAAAGCUCUGGACGAGAAGGUCCGAGAGAGACUACGCGUGGCGCUGGAGCGUGUGGCGGCACUGGAGGACGAGCUGCAGUCGUCCUCACAGGAAGUUUUGUCUCUGCGAGAGCAAAUCAAACGGCGACAGCAAGGAAUCGACAAGGAGCGGCUGCCCAACGGCCCGUCCUCCAUUUUGGAUGACGGCGAGAUCGACCGGCAGCGGGAGGGCGAGAUCGAGCGCCAGAGAUCAGAGCUGGGCCAGCUGAAGGAGAGACUGGCCCUCAUGUGCAGACAGGUCGGCGAGAUUGAGGAGCAGCUGACAUCCGCCAGGAGGGAGCUGGCCCGGUCGGAGGAGGCCAACCAGAAACUCCAACGGGACGUGAAGGAGGCACUGUGUCAAAGAGAGGACAUGGAGGAGAGAAUCACCACAUUGGAGCGCAGGUACCUCAGCGCCCAGCGGGAGGCGACAUCUCUCCAUGACAUCAAAGACAAGCUGGAGAACGAGCUGGCCAGCAAAGAGUCUCUCUAUAGACAGAGCGAGGAGAAGAACCGGCAGCUUCAGGAGCGCCUGGAUGACGCCAAGCAGAAAUUGCAGCAAACCCUGCAGAGAGCUGAGACGCUGCCUGAGAUCGAAGCUCAGCUGGCUCAGAGAGUGGCGGCCCUCAACAAGGCCGAGGAGCGUCAUGGCAACUUUGAGGAGCGCCUGCGACAGAUGGAGGCGCAACUGGAGGAGAAGAACCAAGAGCUGCAGCGAGCGAGGCAGCGGGAGAGGAUGAACGACGAACACAACAAGCGUCUGUCCGACACGGUGGAUAAGCUGCUGUCCGAGUCCAACGAGAGGCUGCAGCUGCACCUGAAGGAGAGGAUGGCCGCCCUGGAGGAGAAGAACGCCCUUUCUGAGGAGCUGUCCAACAUGAAGAAAAUUCAGGAUGAUCUCCUGACAAACAAGGACCAGCUCAUAGCAGAGCUGGAGCGUCUUCAGCUGGAGUUGGACCAACUGAGAGCGAGGCCCGGCGGCUCGUAUUCCAGUCGAUCUCUGCCUGGCAGCGCUCUGGAGUUGCGGUAUUCCCAUGGGGGUGGCUCGCUCCCGGCGGGCUCCACCACUCACCUGGAUGCCUUCGGUAACGCCUCCCUCGGGGGUGGAGUCAGGCGGAGCCACCGAGCCCGUUGGAGCUCGGUGCGAGAGGACGCCACCAAGUAUACAGACUGGGAGACAGGGGCCCUGCUGGGGACCGGCUACGAGCACGGCGUGGACGUAGGCUGCUCCGAUGACGAGGACGACGGCGAGCACCGCUUCGGCUCCGAGCUGCUUUCCCCCAGCGGACAGACGGAUGUGCAGACGCUGGCCAUCAUGCUGCAGGAACAGCUGGAGGCCAUCAACAAGGAGAUCAAGCUAAUCCAAGAGGAGAAGGAGAACACGGAGCUGCGUGCGGAGGAGAUUGAAAGCCGGGUCAGCAGCGUGGUCCUGGACAGUCCGCCCAUCCCGCCAUCCUCCCUGGGGAGGGAUGCCACGGGGCGGGGCUUCAUCCCCUCCUCCAUCACCUCCUCCACGCUGGCCUCUCCCUCACCCCCCAGCUCGGGACACUCCACACCUCGCCUUCCCCACUCGCCGGCCCGCGAGAAUGACAGACAGAACAACAAAGACGACGAGCGCUCCCUUGCCCUCCUCGACUCCACACCCCCUCCCACGCCACGUGCGCUGCGCCUGGACAGGAUGACCCUAACCCACCCGGGGGCCAUGCUGGACGACCCCCGCGAUUUCCGCAGUCUGUCAGCAGAUGGCGGCAGCACCAACAGCAGCCAGGAUUCCCUGCACAAGUCCAGCAAGAAGAAGAGCAUCAAGUCUUCCAUCGGACGACUUUUUUGGAAGAAGGAGAAGGGCAGGAUGGGCCAACCUGGGCGGGAUGGCUCAUCUUCUCUUGCAUCAACGCCCUCUGAGGACCUGGCCUCUGGAGACCCCAUGGGGAUGAACAAGACAGGCACUUUGGGUCCAGCUGACAAAGACCGUCGCAGCAAGAAGAAGCACGAGCUCUUAGAAGAAGCAUGUCGCCAAGGUCUCCCCUUUGCGUCCUGGGAUGGACCCACCGUGGUGUCGUGGCUGGAGCUGUGGGUGGGGAUGCCGGCGUGGUACGUGGCGGCAUGCCGGGCCAACGUGAAGAGUGGCGCCAUCAUGGCCAACCUGUCCGACACGGAGAUCCAGCGUGAGAUUGGCAUCAGCAACCCGCUGCACCGCCUCAAACUGCGACUGGCCAUCCAGGAGAUGGUGUCCCUCACCAGCCCGUCCGCCCCGGCCAGCACUCGCUCUUCAACAAGUAACGUUUGGAUGACCCACGCCGAGAUGGAGUCCUUGAACGCAGCAACCAAGCCGCCGGAGCUGAAGGAGUUCAGCUGGGAUCAGAUUCUGGCGUACGGCGACAUGAAUCACGAGUGGGUGGGCAACGACUGGCUGCCCAGCCUGGGCCUGCCGCAGUACCGUAGCUACUUCAUGGAGUCGCUGGUGGACGCCCGCAUGUUGGACCACCUGACCAAGAAGGAGCUGAGAGGACAGCUGAAGAUGGUGGACAGCUUCCACAGGGUCAGCUUGCAUUAUGGCAUCAUGUGCCUCAAGCGCCUCAACUACGAUCGCAAGGAGCUGGAGCGCAGGAGGGAGGAGAGCGUCCACCAGAACAAAGAUGUGAUGGUGUGGUCCAACGAGCGGGUCAUGUGCUGGGUGCAGACCAUCGGCCUGAAGGAGUACGCCGACAACCUUCGUGAAAGCGGCGUCCACGGCGCCCUGCUGGCUCUGGAUGACACCUUCGACUACACGGACCUGGCCCUGCUGCUGCAGAUCCCCAAUCAGAACACACAGGCCCGGCAGCUCCUGGAGCAGGAGUACAACUCCCUCAUCUCCAUGGGGACGGAGAGACGGCCCGAUGAGGACGGAACCAAGACCUUCACGCGCUCGCCUUCCUGGAGGAAGAUGUUCCGAGAGAAGGACCUGCGGGGCGUGACCUCCGACUCGGCUGAGACCCUGCCUGCUAACUUCCGUGCCUCCGCCAUCGCCACGCCCUCAGUCACCCUCAGGAAAGUUCAGAGUGACGCCAACUCCGCUGCCCGGGGUGAGUCUGCCUCCGUGAGGACGUAUUCCUGCUGAGGCCGCCGAGCGCACCGAGACCCUCUGAAGGACCAUCCAACACCUCAAGUCUGCAAUAACACACGCAUAGACGGACGGGAAGGAGAUGAACGUGAACGUGUCCUCAUAGCAGGGAAGGUACAUGAGCAGAAACACCCCAUCUCCAUUUUUUAACCUAAACACGUCUUUUAACCCGCAACAAGAAGAGGACGUUAGUGUGCUCGUAAAUGAGUCAGAACGGCAAAGGACAUUGCCGCAGGCCCGCUGAGGCUCCAUUGUUGGCUUCUACUGUGUUCUGCUGGGGUGGGGGGGGCGUCUGUCUGAGUGUCCCCAAUUGACGCGGGCAGUAAAACAUGGCCGGCACUGAGCCUCAAACCACAUCACAGGGACGCUCUUCAUUCUUUUGUCUUGUGCCACCUUGAAAGUCGAUAGGCCAGGAAGCUCUUUUCACUGCAGACCAUAAUAAUACACAUCAAACGCUCCGGUGGGAAGGGGGCCGGGCCGGGUCACACAGGCAUCAGGUUCAACUAUUUUGUGGCGUCACUGGCUGAAAGUUAUUUACAAAUUGUUAGACUAACCUAUAUGAACUACAGUAUUGGGACACAGACUUCUUGUCCUCGGAUUGUCAUCUUAACGAGACAUUUUGGACAAUUGUAUGCUUCCAACUUUGUGGGAAGACGUUUGCGCUCCCAGUGCACAAAGCCAGCGCCAUAAAGGCGUGCUUGGAGGAGUCUCGUGUGGAAGAACAGCCCGUGGCCUCCCAUUUAUAUUUUGUCCAAACAGGUACAGGUAGCAGGUGGGUUUUUUUGGGGGGGGGGACAGCAGUGAAAGCGGACACUUCUUUAGGGAAUACAAGGCUGCAUGAGGAGUGAUGGAUGAUGGGAGGGGGACACGCACACAAGCCAUAAGAGCUUUCUCAAUGGAGGGAGGAGAAUAGUAUGAUGAUGAUGAUGAUGAUGAUGAUGAUGAUGAUGACGACGACGGCCAGGAAAGGAAACCUUUAGCCUCUGUGUUUACGAUGCAUGUCUUAAAAGAAAACCACAAUGAACUUUUUCUUUGUUUGUCGGUGGUGAAGAUAAUGAGGUGUCCUUAUCGAUUAAAAAAAAAACAAAAAAAACAUAUAUCUGUAUGAUACAUCUACAAAGGGGGGGGGGGUAUUUCAAUUUGUAAAAUGUGUGAAAUUUUUUUUCAGUUGUAUUUUUGAUUUUUUUACGAUGACUAAUUUAUUUUCUUUAGGUAUGUAUCGGAUAAACGUACACGUCCCGCCCCCUCUUGACGCAAACGUUCAUUCCGGUUCCGCCGUGUGUGUGUGUGUGCGUGUGUGUGUGUGUGUGUGUGUGUGUGUGUGUGUGUGUGUGUGUGUGUUUGCGUUUUGACAACACAUUGUGCAAUGAUGAUUUCACAGGUUUCCAUCAUUCAAGUGGUCGUUAUACAAACUGAAGAUAUCCUAUGGAAAAUGAACAAAUACGAUGAAAAUGGUGAUGUAAACAAAAAAAGAAAGAAAAGAAUGAAUAAAUAAAGCAGUCCCUGUGGAUCUGCUCAUCAUCUCCAA